This is a messenger RNA of Musa acuminata AAA Group (dessert banana), 763 nucleotides long. RefSeq names its product 2-Cys peroxiredoxin BAS1, chloroplastic-like. The transcript has 3 exons. Lineage: Eukaryota; Viridiplantae; Streptophyta; Magnoliopsida; Zingiberales; Musaceae. The record is from RefSeq and is a predicted model, not a curated record. The coding region runs from base 1 to 450 and encodes 149 amino acids.
AUGGAUCGGCAGAGUAAGCGUAACGGAUACUUGCACGGCACGUGUGCAACUCCGCUGGUGUAUACAGAGAACCCAACACCGAUCUCCUCCGUCAAUCACAGCCAAGCGAAGCGAGAGGGGGACUGCUCCGCCGACGUGGCUGGCUCGGUUCCUUACCUCGUCGCCCCGAAGGCCACGGCACGCAUGGCCUCCUUGGCCCCCGCGUUGCGGCCUCCGUCGAGGACGGCAAUGGGCUUCCACGGCCUGAAGAGGAGCUCUCGAUCUCGCUCCGCCCGGCUGGUCUCUGCUUCCGGAUCUCCUUCAAGAAGUUUCGUUGUCAAAGCCUUAUCCGAGAGCCACUUGCCAUUACUGGGGAAUAAAGCACCGGAUUUCGAGGCCAAAGCUGUUUUUGAUGAGGAGUUCAUAAAGGUUACAGAAUGCUUGACACAGCUGCAAUCACAUUCUUGCUGAGUUUAGGAUCUGGCUUCAUCGACGUCUCUCUCGGUUUCCAUCCAGCAGAGCAAACCUCUUCUGGCUCUCUUGAACAUACUGCAGUGCCUGCAAGACAGGAAAAGCUACUGCACUGUAUGACAUGUAUUGAACAAUCACAGCUAGAUGAAGAAUUUAAACAACUGCAAAGAGGAGACAUCCCUCUAAGAUACUAACAAUGCCAAGGAAGAAAUUGCAGGUGGUUUAUAGCUUAUUCUGUAGUUAAAAUCCUGUCUUAUGUUUGGAAAAUGGCAGUCACAUUGUCUGACAAAGUAUGUGAAGUUCGAAGCUCUAA